UUCUUCCGACAAUCAUCAAUCAUGUUUGCUCGGACUUUCCUCGCCACUGUGGCCAUCACGGGCCUUGCGGUCGCAGCACCAGCACCCCAAGCAGCUCCAGCCUAUCCCGCUGCUGCCGGAGUCUAUGCUGAGAACCAGUCCGGCAACGUAGCAGGCUACACCGACGCUGAUGCGCCGUACGCCAGCGAGACACCAUCACCGGUGACCUUCAUCCCCACGAGCUUUGGCGGUGCCUCGCAGGUCUCUGCCAUUCCUACCCGCGCACCAAACGGCACCGAGCCUGGCGCUGCGGACACUCUCCGAAGUGUCCUACCAACCGGACCAACAAGUCACGGUCCAUUCUCAGGCGUCCCGACCACGACGGGUGCAGUCUCGAACUCACCUUUGGCUGCCACCAUUCCAGCUGGUCCACCGAACCCGACCGCCACAUACUACAACACGAACGGUCAGCUACAAGACCAGCAGCCCAUUCCAUACACACCUAAGGGCGGUCUCGGUACCAAUGGAUCUCUCCCACGAUACAUGGUCGAGAGUGACUUCGACUACGAGUCUAUCCAGCUUGGUCUCUACCAGGAAUGGAUCGAGCUUGAUCUCUUCAACAAUGGACUCGCCACGUUCUCCGACGAAGACUUUUUGGCCGCCGGCUUGACCGCCGAGGAUCGAUCAUUGAUCGCAUUCAUGGCUCAGCAAGAGCAAGGCCACGCCACUCUUCUGUCCAACAUGCUCGGCGAGACUGCUGCUCCGCAAUGCACGUACAACUACCCAUAUACCAACGUCCGCGAGUUCGUCGACUUCAACCAGAUCCUCACCCGCUGGGGUGAGUCUGGCGUCUGGGGUUUCAUCAACCACCUCGACUCCCGCGAGGUUGGUCAGCUCCUCGCACAGUCCAUUGCCACCGAGGCCCGUCAGGAGAUGAUCUUCCGCCAAAUGAGUGGUCUACACCCCAUGCCAGUCUGGUUUGAGGCCGGUAUCCCACAGUCGUGGGCUUGGACGUUCCUCGCACCAUACAUCAGCUCUUGCCCUGCGAACACCACCCGCCUGGCAUGGCAGAACUUCCCGGCUUUGCACGUGGUCAACCAAGCGAAUAUCAACCGCAUCUCACCGAACAACACCGGCGACUUCGAGCGCACCGACAACCGCACCUCCAGCCCGGCUACUAUUCCUUCCCAGGGAGAGUCAUGCAUCAACGUCAACACCACCGGCUACAGCUGCGGUCCAGCCAUCGCACACAACCGCUCCGAGCCGCUCAGCUUUGCCGGCAAGCAGGUCCGUCUUCUCUGGGAUACACCCGGUCAAGCCGUUGGUCCCAACAAUUCAUACGUCACCUCGACUGCCGCUGGCACGCCUUCGUUCGUAGCUUGGGUCGGCCAGUUGAACAUGACAUACACUCCUCUCACCGUCACUGGUGCGAACGAGGGUUUCACCUACCAGCCUGCUGGCGAGGUCUACCAGACCCAGGGUGGAUUCGUCAACGAUACCAUGUUCAUCGCUUUGACCGACUCAGACAUGUACCUGACGCCGUUCAACUUGAGCAUGAUCAACCCGCACGUGGUCGCCCUUGGUGUCUACCAGGCUGGUUAGAGUUGUGGUGUAUCGACACGGGAGUACAAAGAAAAGUUUUGACGGCUUUGAGCGAAAAUGUAUAGAUAGGACGACUAAGACAUAAUGAGAUGAGAGACAAUUAAUCACAUCGAUUGUUUCGCAUA
Zymoseptoria tritici IPO323 is the source of this 1706-nucleotide messenger RNA. RefSeq lists its product as uncharacterized. The transcript has 2 exons. The record is from RefSeq and is a predicted model, not a curated record. Lineage: Eukaryota; Fungi; Ascomycota; Dothideomycetes; Mycosphaerellales; Mycosphaerellaceae. Bases 22 to 1581 code for a protein of 519 amino acids.